UCAAGUUUCGGAGUUCGGGUGGUAGGAAUCAAAUAGUUCUAUGUGUUUUGGAAGCAGUAUGUUCCGAACAUUUUACCAAUGAAACCCAUGUCAGACUUGUGCUGGACAUGCCAGAAAAACAGCAAUCUUUUAAUUAAAGCUGCAAAUCUGCCAUUAGAGUUGAAGACUGCUACUGUAAAAUAUGCUGAGGAACAUCUCUUCCGAGCCACCCAGGAGCGAUCACUCUAUACAAGUAAAGUGAAAAGCUGUAAAGAUGUCUUCACAAUGGAGGGCAUCACAGACCUGGAAGCUCCUGGAAAUGUCGUUGCUGAUUGUUCUCGCACAUUCGAGGCACACUACAGCUUUGAUUUUGCUCAACAGAUCCACUAUCCAUACAACCCCAUGCAGCCCGGACCAAUUUUUUUCAAAACCCCUAGGAAAAUUGGUGUUUUUGGGAUGAUGACAGAAGGACUGGCCAAAAUGGUACUCUUUCUUUUGGAUGAGGCAUCGUCAACAGGUAAAGGGGCAAACUGUGUCAUCAGCCUUUUGAAUUUCUUUUUCGAGAAUUAUGGAUUGAAAGAAACUGUGUGCCACUUACAUGCCGACAACUGUUCAGGCCAAAAUAAAAAUAAUGCAAUGAUGCAUUAUCUAGCUUGGCGGGUGAUUAUGGGAAAGCACAAGACGAUUACUUUGUCCUUCCUUCUUGCCGGCCAUACCAAGCUCGGCCCAGAUUGGUGUUUUGGACUGUUUAAGAAAAAACUAAAGUCAUCGAAAGUGGAUUGUUUAAAGGAUGUUGAAACUGUGGCCAAACAGUCAUCCCCAGCAGGCGUCAUUGUUCCACAGCUGUGCGGCGAUGAAGGUGGUCGAGUGUUUACUCCAAUGUACUCUUGGGACUCUUUCUUCUUUCCUGGCAUAUUUAGAAAAAUGCCUGCCAUAAAAUACAUACACCACGUGGAGUUUUACCCCGAUGGGAGAAUUUUGUGCAAAGACUUUGCUGAUAGUGAGACGGUGGAGCAUAACAUUUUAAAAGUUCAGCCAUCCGAAGUACCGCGUGAACUACCACCCCAAAUGUUUCCAUCUGGACUGUCUGUUGAUUGGAAAAACGAUCUGUUUAAGGAAAUUCGCCCUUUUGUGGCAGAACAAUUUCAGGAUCUAGUGUGCCCUAGACCUAGAACGGACAUGGAUGAUGUAUCUGAGGCAGUGCGUGGCCCUGGUCGUCCUCUCAAAAAAGCAAAGGGACUUGCUGCUAGGAAAUGAAUAUUCUGACACUCGAUGACUGCGAAAACUAUUCAUUUUAUUUUGUAUAUAUGUUUUAAGACAUAAUAUAGUGUUAAUAUAAAAUAAUUUUGCCAACCCUGUGUUAUAGUUAUUUUUAUAGCAAACAGAAUAAGCUUUCUUUUGGUAUAUUACAAUAUCUUGUAACAAUUCUGGAUUUUGAAAUAUGUGCUUUACAAGUUCAUCUAUCUUUAGCUCAUAAAUUCUCAAAAUGGCCGCUUUCGGAUCCUUGGAGAUAUGGGGUCUUUAAAAUGUAGUAUUUCUUUUAUUAUUAAAGGCAGAAUAAAAUCCUUUGGCCAGUACAUUUCUAAUAUAAUACUAAUGGGAAAAACAUAAAAAUAAUAGUUUUUAAUUCUUUAUACUUUGGCUGGGUUUUUGCAUAGACGGUCACAUAUAAUUUAAAAUUGGGACAAUGAAUUGUAUGGACUUUAUUACUGAGUAUUGGUAACUGUUAGAUUAAUCAACUGACAAAAUAUCAAAUAAUUCAGUUAUCUGAUUUGCAGGGUCAUUUUAAAUUUUCAAACGCUUGUAUCUCAAAAGUAGGAUUUUGUCACAUAUGAUAAAAUUGCUCUCAAGAGAUGAGAAUAGGAAGUAGAAUUCUUCUAUUAAACAAGAUACCUCGUUCAGUGCCUAGAGUCAAAGAGAAUAGAGAUGAUGUUGCAGAAAUGACAAAAAUUAUUUUCUGUCUGGGGGGGGGGGGGAAUUCAUUAUUCCAUGAAUGAAAACAAAGAAAAGUUUGACAGUGGAAUGAACUAAAACAGCUAAUGACCUCAGCUUCUUUCUCAAGUACAGCACUGAUACGCAGAAUGUAAACAAAGAGUAGGUUUGCUACUGGUGGAAAGACUGGGGAAACUAUAUUGAUGAACAACUGAUAUUAAAGAAAUUUAACUUGGGACCAGAACGUCACGAUUCUAGCAGCAGUUCUGAAAAUGAAUCACCUGUCCAGUCAACUUCGAGUAAAAUACCUGUAAAUAGUAAACAACGACCGACCAGAGUGAGAUGUGGGCCUGCGCAAUUGUACCAGCGAUACCACCUCUGGAAUGGAAUAAACAAGUUGAUAGUUUUGUGGAACCGGUUUUCAACCCAAACAAAACACCGGGCCCCCAGAACAUUCCAGUGAACAUAAAUAAAGAUAGUAAGCCUGUUGAUUUGAACCAAGUGGACCCUUUUUCUAUUUUGUUUUACACCAUCAGAAACUAUACAUGUAUGUAUAAACCUGUAUGUUUUAAUUCUGAAAGUAGACCAUUUGCUUCAGUGG
Messenger RNA from Gigantopelta aegis, 2512 nucleotides. RefSeq lists its product as uncharacterized. The transcript has 2 exons. The coding region runs from base 79 to 1236 and encodes 385 amino acids. The record is from RefSeq and is a predicted model, not a curated record. NCBI's taxonomy places the organism in Eukaryota, Metazoa, Mollusca, Gastropoda, Neomphalida, Peltospiridae.